Messenger RNA from Ipomoea triloba (trilobed morning glory), 2025 nucleotides. RefSeq names its product hydroxyproline O-galactosyltransferase GALT6-like. Gene Ontology annotation, molecular function: galactosyltransferase activity; carbohydrate binding. The transcript has 7 exons. Bases 1 to 1998 code for a protein of 665 amino acids. The record is from RefSeq and is a predicted model, not a curated record. Lineage: Eukaryota; Viridiplantae; Streptophyta; Magnoliopsida; Solanales; Convolvulaceae. Gene Ontology annotation, cellular component: Golgi membrane.
AUGAAGAGGGAAAGCUCUGAGUAUCUGAGUCGGAAAAAAUGGGGGGUAAAGAUUUUGACUUUGAUGUGCGUUGUAUAUUUGGUCUUGGUUAGUUUAGAAGCUCCCAUUGUGUACAAAAGUGGGUUCAGAUUAGUUUCGCCGGAGCUUUUCGGAAACGGGCAGUUGAGCUCAGAAGUGCUCGACAGCCGAGAGAACGUGGAAGAGAAAGAUGCUCCCAAUCGCCCACUGGACGUUCCUUUUCCGUUCCCGCCCGAAAGAAGAAUCAAAGAGCUUCGGAAUCAUCCGUUAUCGAGCAUAGUGUUCGACGAUAGCUUCUUGAAUGCGAGCAGAGAAGGCGGAUACGCCGGGAUCAUGAAGUCCGCCGCGGUAGCUUUUGAGGCUGGGAGAAAGCUCUGGGAAGAGCUCGAAUUGCCGAGAGAAGAAGUUGUUAUGGAGGAGAGCAGCAACAGAAAAGAGAAUUGCCCUGACUCGGUUUCCAUGUUCGGAGCCGAGCUUUUGACGAACGGUAACAUGAUGGAGUUGCCUUGUGGGCUCACUCUGGGCUCGCACAUAACGGUGGUGGGGAGGCCUAAACUAGCGCACCCAGAGAGCGACCCCAAGAUAUCAGCGCUAGAGAAAGGUCAAUUCUUGAUGGUUUCGCAGUUUAUGAUGGAGUUGCAGGGGUUGAAGACAGUUGACGGCGAGGAACCGCCCAGAAUUCUGCAUUUCAAUCCUCGGUUGAAGGGUGAUUUUAGUGGAAAGCCAGUGAUUGAGCUCAACACUUGUUAUAGAAUGCAGUGGGGCACUGCACAGCGCUGUGAGGGGUGGCAAUCCAAGAAUGAUCAGAAAACUGUAGAUGGAAAGGUGAAAUGCGAAAGCUGGAUUCAAGAUGAUUAUGGUGAUGAUGAUGAUGAUGAUUAUCAUUCUGAACAAUUGAAGUCUGCAUGGUUGUCAAACAGUUUAAUGGGACUAAAAGAGAAGCUGUCUUUGGGUAGGUCGUUUCCAUUUUCAGAGGACAAGUUGUUUGUACUAACCCUUAGUGCUGGCGUUGAGGGUUAUCAUGUGAAUGUUGAUGGGAGGCAUGUAACCUCGUUUCCAUAUCACACUGGAUUUACACUUGAGGAUGCCACUGGCUUGUGGUUGAAUGGUGACAUCGAAGUUGAGUCUGUAGUUGCUACCUCCUUGCCCACAUCAUAUCGUAGUUUUACUCCUCAGAAAGAUCUUGAUCUGUCAGACAGGUGGAAGGCCCUGCCUCUUCCUGAUCGACCUGUGGAACUAUUCAUUGGUGUUCUCUCCACAGGCAACCAUUUUGCAGAGCGAAUGGCUAUAAGGAAGUCAUGGAUGCAGCAUAGGCUUAUCAAAUCUUCAAAAGUUGUAGCUCGAUUCUUUGUAGCAUUGCAUGCAAGAAAAGAGGUGAAUGUGGAGCUGAAGAAAGAAGCAGAAUUUUUCGGUGACAUUGUCAUAGUUCCAUACAUGGACAGUUACAACCUUGUAGUUGUGAAAACAGUUGCUAUCAGUGAAUAUGCAGUUCAUAUUGCAUUUGCAAAAGCUAUUAUGAAGUGCGACGAUGACACAUUUGUGAGAUUAGAUGCAGUACUGAAUGAAGUGAACAAAGUACCAGACAGCAUGAGCUUUUACAUUGGAAAUAUCAAUUAUUACCAUAGACCCCUGAGGAGUGGUAAAUGGGCUGUUGCAUAUGAGGAAUGGCCUGAAGAAGUUUAUCCGCCUUACGCGAAUGGGCCUGGAUACAUGAUUUCAUCAGAUAUCGCGCACUUUAUAGUCUCCAAAUUCAAGAGACACAAGCUGAAGCUGUUCAAGAUGGAGGAUGUGAGCAUGGGAAUGUGGGUAGAGAGUUUUAACAGCACAAAACCAGUGGAAUAUGUACACAGUUUAAAGUUCUGCCAAUCUGGGUGCAUACAAGAUUAUUACACAGCUCACUACCAAUCUCCUCGCCAGAUUAUGUGCCUGUGGAACAAUUUGCAGAAACUGGGAAAGCCCAUAUGCUGCAACAUGAGAUGACACUUCAUUUAUGAUAGACAACACAGU